Messenger RNA from Prorocentrum cordatum, 2553 nucleotides. The record is from the annotation of a GenBank genome assembly. Lineage: Eukaryota; Dinophyceae; Prorocentrales; Prorocentraceae.
AUGAGAAACGUGAACCUCUUGGUUCCGUUGGCAACCUCAUGGCUUCUCUCCGUGGCUGAACGGUCCAGGCUGGAUCUUGUUGAACACCUUGCUCAAGAUGGAGUGGUCGCCGUCGCAGUGGGCCACCGCCACCAGGAGUUGUCCAUGGCCCGCAGCCGUGCCGAUCUUGAGCAGCUCACGAAGAAUGCCUCAACCCCGCGUACUGUGCAGAGCGCAAGAUGGCGUCCUAUUGCGUUGACACACGUCUCGGGCUCCUUGGGCAACAUCGGUAUCCAGGCACGCUCCCAGGGCUUGCGCAACGAGUCGUCGUCUGCCCAUUAUGCUUGCGGCAUGUGUCGCCUGUUGGCAGACCGGUCGGCCGUGACACGCAGAAAGGCUGCACUCACCAUCGGGAAAGGCCGCAAGCACGUGCUCCCUGCCUUGAAUCAGUUGAAGGGUUUGCUGCAGGACACAAAUGCGGGGGUCCGCCAGAAUGCCGCGUGGGCCAUCGGGCGCGGCGGCAGCAAAGCCGUGCUCCAGGCCAUGGACGAGUUGAAGGCUUCCCUGCAGGACGCAAAUGCAGGAGUCCGAGAGAAAGCCACGUGGGCCAUUGGGACUGGCGACAGGGAGGCCGUGCUCCAGGCUGCGGGCGAGCUGAAGGUUUCGCUGAGGGACGCAGAUGCAAGGGUCCGCAGAAACGCCGCCCUGGCCCUCGGGACGGGCGGCGGCAAGGCGGUGCUCCCGGCCAUGGACGAGUUGAAGGCUUCGCUGCAGGACACGGAGGACGCAGAGGUCCGCAGAACCGCCGCGUCGGCCAUCGGGAGCGGCGGUCCCGAGGCAGUGGCCCGGGCCGUGGACGAGUUGAAGGCCUCGCUGCAGGACACGGACGUGGCGGUCCGCAGGACCGCCACGUGGGCCCUCGGGAGCGGCGGCCGCGGGGCCGUGCUCCGGGCCUUCGGCGACCUCAAGGCCUCGCUGCGGGAUGCGGACGCGGGAAUCCGCAAGUUUGCCACGUGGGCCAUCGGGGAGAGUGGUCCCGAGGCCGUGCUCCAGGCCAUUGGCGAGCUGAGGGCCCUGCUGCAGGACGCAGGCGCAGCGGUCCGAAGCCGGGCGGCCUGGGCCAUCGGGCGCGGCGGCGCCGAGGCCGUGCUCCCGGCCAUGGGCGAGCUGAGGGCUCUCCUGCAGGACACAGAUGCCGGGACCCGAGGCAAGGCCGCGUGGGCCAUCGGGUGCGGGAAGCACGAGGCCGUGCUCCAGGCCGUUGGCGAGCUGAGGACGCUGCUGCGGGACUACCAUCGCAAGCCCCGGGAGAAGGCCGCAUGGGCCAUCGGGCACGGCGGCAGCAAGGCCGUGCUUCAGGCCAUGGACGAGUUGAGGGCGUUGCUGCAGGAUGCAGAUUCCGCAGUUCGCGUGAGGACCGCGAAGACCAUCGGGCUCGGCGGCGGGCCCUCGGCCGUGCUCCAGGCCACGGUGGAGCUCGAGGCCAUGCUGCAGGACGCAGACAGCAUGGCCCGCAGGGAGGCCGCGAAGGCUCUGAAGAGCGCUGGCGCAGAGGUCGUCGACCGCGCGGCAGCGUAUCUUCGGCCCUUGCUGGGUGAAGGAAAGAAGGUAGAGACACGCAGAAAAGCCGCAGAGGCUGUGGCUAUGUUGGGGCUCGCCGCCAUCGAGGGCACACUCCCAGAGUUGCGGCAGAUGCUUCGUGAAGACCGCUUUCUGAGGUCGGCAAGGUCAACAGCGUCAGCACGAAGGCAAGAUCUCCGGAAUUCUGAGGACGCACAUCUUACACAACAGGUUCCUGCAGCAGCUGCAAGGGCUAUAGAACAGCUGUGCGGCCUCGGCCUGGACCAUGUGCCAUUGGACUUGAUCCCCGACCUAAACCAAUCGUACAGCACACUAAACACCUACGCGUUAGAAUUUCCCGUGUCUGCGGACCCCGCCGUUGCCCACGACGUCGAGGUUGCAUUGGGUGCGGUUGUUAGGGUGAUGGAAGACAGAUGCAUGAACCUAUUCGAAACGCAAGUUGACGACUUGUUGCUUGCCAAGCAGUGGACGGUCGAGACACCGAGAGGCAGAAUGGUAAAGCAGGCUAACAACGUGAGGUCAGCUGGUUACGGACUGCAGGCGCACAGGUGCCCCAACAACGCUGCCUGCCCUGGCGAAGUCUUCAACGUCACCUACAGAGGCAGCACAGACACUGGCACCAGCGCGCGCAGACCGGCAAACGCCACGUGCCCCCUGGCACGCCGCAGCGGAGACGGCGCUCCCUGCAGCAGGGGAUACGACAGCAGGGUCGCCGGAUGUGCUGGCUGCAUCGCGGGGUGGGGCCGGUUGCCACUGGACGCGUUCUCGUGCAAGAGGUGCGGCAAGGUUUGGCUGCACUGGGCAGCUUGGUUGGCCCACCCCUCUGCGCUGCUCGCGAUCUCCAUGCGGAGCGCACAGAGUGUAGCGACGCGGGGUGACGCCGCCGCCUUUGCCAACGACAUGCUGAAGAUCGCGCUCUCCUUCAGCUCCAGCUCGGUCGUAGGGGCCGGCGGAUCUCGUCGCUCGCGUCCACGAACGCGUACCGGGAGCUGA